AGCUUCCGUUAAAGUCUCCGACGAAGAAGACAGCAGAGGCGGGACAGGAGAGCGAAAGCGCGUUUGUUUUCGGGGUUUUUCUUCAAAUAAACCGAGUUUAGCCUUUUUUUUUAUUAUUUGUUUUGUCUGUGUGACCGAGUCAAGCCGGAGAAGGAUGAGCCUGACGCUGCUGGGUUUGAAGCGGACCUCCCCCAACUCUGUCGUUCAGCUGAAUCUGUGCUGCGGGAAUGGCGGCCCCGGCGGGUACGCGCAUCUCCUUCCAGAGCGGAGCGCGGGAGCGGACGCGGGGACGCGCGGGGAGCCCGAGCUCGUCCGAGGCUUGGCGGAAAAACCCGAAGAGCCGCACCGCUCGGACGAACCCGAUUCCUGCCCCGCUCGGACCUCCAAACCCGCCCGGAUCGCCUGCAAAGCCAAAGGGCUGCCCGGCUUCCCGCUGAGCACCAACGAGGACGGGUCCCUGCCGUCCUCCCCCGACACCCCGGUCUGCGGGGGGGUGCCGGGCUUCGAGGAGCCUCGCCCGGGCGGGCGGCUCGCCCGGGAGACCAGGGCGAUCAUCGGGGAGUAUCUGCGGGGGUACGCGGGUCUGCCGGCCGCUGCUCGGAGCCGAAGCGAGCCGCUGGAGACCCUGAGGCGAGUCGCGGACGGCGUGAUCGAGAAGCACCAGUACGCGUUCAACGGAAUGAUCAACAAGCUGAACGUAGGGCAGAAAACAGAGGUGGAUUUCGUGACGGGCGUGGCGGAGAGCCUGUUCAGCGAUGGGACCACGAACUGGGGCCGCGUGGUGAGCUUGGUGGCAUUCGGGGCGGUGGUGGCCAAGCACCUGAAGCAGAGCGGUCUGGAGCACUGCAUCGAGCCCCUGGGAGAGAGGAUCAGCUCCUUCCUCCUCCGGGAUAAGAGCGAGUGGAUGCUCAACAACGGAGCGUGGGAAGGCUUUGUGAAUUUCUUCCAUGUGGAGGACACAGAGUCCAGCGUGAGGAACGCUCUGAUGACGUUCGCUGGCCUUGCAGGUAUCGGCGCCGGCAUCGCGCUGCUGAUGAGAUGAGAGGAGGGGGGAAGAGGGGAGGGGACUCCCCAAAGAGUCUGGACUAUCUCUUCGUAGAAUGUCUGUCCAUUCAGAAAGAAAGACUCUGCUUCCCAGCCCUGUCUGAAACAGAGUUCUGUGACUGACCUGGCAAAGGGGGUGCAGUUUUGAGGAACACAGUCUACCCUAGAGAGGGUAGGGGGCACAGACCAGGGGUGUCUCUGUGCUGGUGGAGGGGGGGUCCAGAGAGGAGUUCUCCAGGCACAGUUUUCUAAAACUCACUACAGUUUGGAGACCGGAGGACGGGAUGGAUUCCUAGACGCUCCUUUUAUUUAUUUUUUUGUAAAUUUUUUGGUGCUUUUAAAACAUCGCAGCUAAAUUUGAGCGUGAAUGUAACCCCAGAUUUCAAAGUGUUUAAGUUACACAGCGACACCCCUGGUAUGGCUUUCCCUCUAGAUUAAGGGGAGCUUGUUUAAGUUUUUUUUUUUUUGAUUGGGGUGUUUUUUUGGGGGGGGUGACAGGCUAUCGCACCGUUGAAUCUAAAAUGUUUCCCGACCUGGACAGUAGUGCAGGCUCUGGUCGCUGGCACACCUGUUUACCCUCGGUUUGGGGGGGAGGGGAGGAGAGGAGAGAGAGAUUUAUUUUUGUAAUAAAUUUUUAUUUGAGAAAUGUCCUGUGUUUUUGUCUUUUUAGCAAGUGUUUUGAAAUCCUAUUUUUGCCCCCCUCCCCCCAAAUCGAUCAGAUUACUAAAUGAUUACUGCAUUGCAAUUAAACAUUUUAAUUUGUUUUGCAGCUUUUAAUACAGAAUACAUAUGUUCUGUCUUCAGUUUAAAUCUCUUUUCUAUGCGACUAAGUUAUUAGUCGUUUGUAAUUCUCACUUCAGUUGACCGUAAUUAAGUGUGCCAGCAGCUUUUUAAAAACAAAAGUUUUUAGAAACUGGUUUCUUAUUUUGUUCUCUACGGUUCCUGUUUAAAUUUAAUAGGGUAACAGAUGUGUAGUCUCUUAAUAUAGCACCCGAGAUCAUGAAUGCUGGGAGAGCUUGUUUUAUAAAUGAGGAUUGUGACAAAAGGAUGGCUUGCAGUUUCUCUCUCAUUGAUUCGCUAGUCAUUGAAAAUAAUUCUGCAAGUUAGCAAAUCAGUCGCUGCAGUGUCCAAACUUGAAAUUUCAGACCUAACAUCCUUGAUGGGCUUUUUCAAAUAGCUUAAGUAUUUGUCUCUGGGAUGAACUCCUGCUGUGUGGCGUGGUGCUCACCUUUGUCCAGCUGAAGUGUAUUUUUGUAUUGUACAUAGAUAUAUAUUAUAUGUGGGAGUGCUACAGAAGCUGCCAGCUAUUGAUAUAAUACUGUAAUCUAGAGAUUAGAAACUGCAUUCACUUCAUAACCAGACUAUAACGCACACUUUCACCGGCAUAGCUCUGUAUGUGCAGGAACAGUGGCUCCAAUAAUCAUCCAACUGCAGAGUGUCUCCCAUCUCCCAAUGUAAAAUGUUGUACAAAUUUGUAGAUAUUAAAUAUCUAAAUUUUUAAAA
Polyodon spathula (Mississippi paddlefish) is the source of this 2547-nucleotide messenger RNA. RefSeq names its product MCL1 apoptosis regulator, BCL2 family member b (gene mcl1b). The transcript has 3 exons. Gene Ontology annotation, cellular component: mitochondrial outer membrane. Gene Ontology annotation, biological process: extrinsic apoptotic signaling pathway in absence of ligand; release of cytochrome c from mitochondria; mitochondrial fusion. Gene Ontology annotation, molecular function: protein heterodimerization activity; channel activity; protein homodimerization activity. NCBI's taxonomy places the organism in Eukaryota, Metazoa, Chordata, Actinopteri, Acipenseriformes, Polyodontidae. The record is from RefSeq and is a predicted model, not a curated record. The coding region runs from base 155 to 1042 and encodes 295 amino acids.